AAUCUCUAAACGGAAGGAAACUUCUUUCAAAUCACGUCAACACGGUACAGACAUGGAGGUUUGCGGUCGAAAACUUCGACUUAAAUCUUCGCCUUUUCCUGCACAAUUAGAUGUUUGAACCGAGUGACAUGUGCCAAAAUGCUAUUGUGAGGCUUUUCAGACGAGGGUUGCAUCACUUCACCUUCGCUUUGCCGCCGCUGUUAGCCUGCGGAUGCUAAACGCAGGCAGCCCGCAGCUACAGCCAAGCUAGCUGCCGACUGUCCCGCACACCGGACUGAGUUCCUCAUCGCCCCGACUCGUUCUUUUUUUUGUUCCCCGAUCAAUGACUCGGUGGUGCGGUGGAGGAUGUGGAAAUUGACCUCGCGAGCGCUUGGUGGCUUGGUGACAGUUUGGUUCUUCGGGAACUUUGUUUUUUGUUGGUUUCAACACAGCAGCAACAACGGGAGACCGCAAACGCAGCACAGCGACAGAACUUCGGACGGCCAGGAUCAGAGCUGCCUCUGCCAUCUCACAGGAGUGCUGGAUGACUGCUUCUGCGACGUGGAGAGCAUCGACGUCUUCAACAACUUCAAGAUUUAUCCUCAGAUCAAGAAGCUGACAGAGAGGGACUACUUCAGAUACUACAGAGUGAACCUGAAGCGGCCGUGUCCUUUCUGGCCUGAUGAUGGACACUGCUCCAUCAAAGACUGCCAAGUGGAGCCCUGCCCAGAGAGUAAAGUCCCUGACGGCAUUAAGUCUGGAAACUACAACAAGUACUCGCAGGCGCCCAGCACCAUGGUCGACAUGCAGGAGUGUGAGCAGGCCAAAGAGCUGGGAGCCAUCAACAGCACCCUGAGUAACCAAAGUAAAGAAGCUUUUGCUGACUGGACAAGACAUGACGAUGCUCAGGAUCACUUCUGUGAGCUGGAUGAUGAGACGUCUCCAGAUGCAGAAUAUGUGGAUCUGCUGCUGAACCCGGAGAGAUACACCGGCUACAAAGGUCCUUCUGCCUGGAGAGUCUGGAACAGCAUCUAUGAGGAAAACUGCUUCAAACCCAGAUCAGUGUACCGACCUCUGAACCCUCUGGCCCCCAGCCGAGGAGACGAUGAUGGAGAAGGUUUCUACGACUGGCUUGAAGGUUUGUGUUUGGAGAAAAGGGUCUUCUACCGUCUCAUCUCCGGCCUCCACAGCAGCAUCAACAUCCACCUGUGUGCGGAGUACCUGCUGGACGAGGGCUGGGGCCGGGCGGUUUGGGGCCCUAACAUCCAGGAGUUCCGCCUCCGCUUUGACACGGCAGAGACGAAGGGAGAGGGAACCCGCCGGCUCAAAAACCUCUACUUCCUGUACCUGAUCGAGCUGCGGGCUCUCUACAAGGUGGCGCCGUACUUCGAGCGAGCCAUCGUCAACUUGUACACCGGAAACGCUGAGGAGGACGGAGAAACCAAGGAGCUCCUGCUGAGCAUCUUUAACAAGAUCAAAACUUUCCCGAUGCAUUUUGAUGAGAAGUCCAUGUUUGCUGGAAACAAAAUAGAAGCCAAAACCUUAAAGGAGGAAUUCCGCCUCCACUUCAAAAACAUCUCCAGGAUCAUGGACUGUGUGGGCUGCAGCAAAUGUCGACUGUGGGGCAAACUGCAAACUCAGGGUUUGGGCACGGCGCUGAAGAUCCUCUUUUCCGAGAAGGAGAUCCAGAACCUUCCAGAGCACAGCCCGUCGAAGGGGUUCCAGCUCACAAGGCACGAAAUUGUGGCCUUAAUAAACGCCUUCGCCAGGUUAUCCACCAGUAUACACCAGCUCCAUAACUUCCGCUUGAUGUUGAAGGAAAAGGGGUAACAGGAGGAGAAGGCCCUCUGACCAUUCUUCAGCGCAGCAACGCAGCAGUCCGACCUCUCGCCCCAAAUCAGACUUCUGCUGUGAAGAUCAGGCGCAGCAGCCAAUCACCGUUUUUCUCCUUUAUGCUGAUCUCAACAAUCUGUUUGACUUUGUUUUUAUUUCAUCGUGACGUCCUCCUGAAGUGAACCAUGAAUGGUAACUUCUCUGCUUCUUACUGCCUUCAUUCCAAAACGUUCCAAAAUCCUCACCUGGCACUUCUUCUGCUCUUCAGCUCAGUUAGGACUUUUUUUUUCCUUCUUCCUGAAGUUAAUCCUGAAAAAAAAGGAAGGAAUAAGACUGACCAGAAACAAACCAAAUGACAGAUGUCAUAUUUAUGAUCCCCUUCAGCUCGUCAGCUCCUGCCUCACCCCAUGAUAAUGAAAGUUUAAAGAUGGCCGACCGUGGACUCUAACCUUUUUUGGGGAGGGGUGGGUAAUUUCUCAGCAGAUUUUAGUCUGAAGAAUUCAGAAGAACUUAAGACCCGAUGGAGCGUUUUCAGCGGAAGAUUCUACAUUGAUCUCAAGCGUCAAAUCUAGAUGUUUAUAUAUGUAAACAUCAUAGAGAGCAGUUCAGGAUGGGACUGAACUCUCAGAAGUGCUUUGGCUCAUCUUCAUGCUUGUAUAUAAGGAACAGGAAAUCACAGAAACACAAACCUGCUUCUAAAACUCCUCAGAAAUAACAUUUUAUUCGUUUUAUGUUUUUUUUUUUUUUUUUUUGCUAACAUUUAGGAAUUUAAAAAGGUGGGCUAAAUAUUAAAAAUGCAUCUUUGUUAAAAAGAAUUUUCUGUGCAAAAAUCUGCUCAGUGAGGAGCGUUUGGACUGAAAGAGGCCUAAUUGUUAUGUUAGUCCAGAUUUUACCAGCUAUAGGCAUCAGUUAAGCUGAUAUUCAUGUGCUUACUAGCAGAAAACAGUGCCUCAAUGUGAAAAAGGAAAACAUAAAACUCCUAGAAAAGUUUGCUAAUCAAAGAAGCAGAUCUGAGCUGCAUCUGUUUGAGCAGAAUCCCCUAUAGGAUCCUGAACUAUAGAGACAUAUAUAUAUAUAUAUAUAUAUUUUUAAACCUUGAGAGCAGAUGUUCAUUAUUUAUGUUGAGAGGAAAGAGGCGUUUUCUGUCUUUCUGCUGUUGAAACAAUGUUGAGAAAAGAUUCACCCGAGCAGGAAAACAGAGGUUCUGUUGAAUGAUAUUGCUCCUGUGUUUCUUUUGAAUCCAUAUAAUCUCAAAUUGAGAAUACUUAGAUUGAGGGGACGGGAGGUUUCCAUGCUUCAUACUGACUACUCUGUAAUGUUCUCAUCAUGAACGAUUUUUAUUUAUCUUCCUGACUUGUUGAUAUAGCUCGUCAGCUGACUUUUAUGUCGGUCACGUUUCCAUGUAAACUAUUCGCUGCUUCUAUAGUUUUCAACCUACGUAAAACAAGCAAAAAGUGUCUCAUCAGUGUAGCGAGAUGUUUCUGCGAAGCUGCCUGCGGAAAUCCUUGGGAGUCAUUAAAGGAAAAAUGUUCUUCUAGAUUGUCUCAAAAGUAAAAGCUUCAGAUGUUUUGCUCAUGAAUAACAGAACUCUGAACAUUCCUGGUGGAUAAAAAGACUUUGUUUAAAUCUUCUUGUUUUGCUAUCAUGUUGGAUGGUAUGUUUAAUGUUACAAAGAUCAAUGCAAAAACGAUAGGAAACCCAAAUUUGGAAAAAAACAAGACUUCACCAUUUGUGUUUUGCUUACAUGGCUGCUGGUUCUGUGUCAUUCUUUUGCACCGCUGUAAGGAAAUCUUCCUCCCAGGCGGCAAAACUUCAUUGAACCUUCUGGCAGCUCGGACGUCUUCGUCCCUCAAACUCUUCUGCAAACUUCUGUUCUAGUCAGGAAGAACUCCUGUUCUGGUCAGCUUUCAGUUUCCUCUCAAUAUAAUUUGUUUGUUUUGCUCAACUGUGCAGCCAUUGUAAGGGCCAAAGACCUUUUACGUUGCCUUCUUUUUAUUUUUGUUGUUUUCUCACUUAUGACUUUAGGAACUGUGUUUGUUUUUCAUUUGAUUUUAUCCUCAUCUGCUGUGCACCACUUUAGAGCUAUGUUGCUGUCGAAUCCUUCAUUUCUAUCCUUCUUGUCUGGAUCAAGGAAGGUGGACGUCAGUGUGAAGUUUGCCUGUUUGAAAUCGGAAAUAAAACAUCAGAAAAGGGCAGCUCUUCAGAAGCAC
This is a messenger RNA of Oryzias latipes (Japanese medaka), 4022 nucleotides long. It is a transcript of the gene ero1b, whose product is annotated as endoplasmic reticulum oxidoreductase 1 beta. Gene Ontology annotation, molecular function: protein-disulfide reductase activity; thiol oxidase activity; FAD binding. Gene Ontology annotation, biological process: protein folding in endoplasmic reticulum. Lineage: Eukaryota; Metazoa; Chordata; Actinopteri; Beloniformes; Adrianichthyidae. The record is from RefSeq and is a predicted model, not a curated record. Gene Ontology annotation, cellular component: endoplasmic reticulum membrane; endoplasmic reticulum.